Macroventuria anomochaeta is the source of this 2523-nucleotide messenger RNA. RefSeq lists its product as uncharacterized. The transcript has a single exon. The record is from RefSeq and is a predicted model, not a curated record. NCBI's taxonomy places the organism in Eukaryota, Fungi, Ascomycota, Dothideomycetes, Pleosporales, Didymellaceae. The coding region runs from base 1 to 2523 and encodes 840 amino acids.
AUGUUUUCCAGUACAGAGAAUAUCUGGUCUGGUAACCUAACGCCCGCUCACGAAGCAGCUCCAACACUGCCCUGGGAACCAGCUCCACAAGAGCGCAAAACAGAUUACGAUGCAUAUCCAACUGCAUCACGGGACGAUCUCGCAAAAAUGGUGAACCUGCUUGCGACGGGCAUCCCUCCCCUCGAAAGUGGUCCUGAACCUGAUGGUGAAGAUAAUAACGAGACCGAACACCCGGUCCGAGAGACAGAUCAAAACGAUCGCGAAAUUCAAGGCACUGGAAACAGAGAUUCCGGGUACGCUGAAGGACAACAUCCUCAGAAUGAAGAAGAACCUGUAGAUGAUGAAGAACAACUCACCUGGUUUGGUAGUCAUCUUUGCCUAGCUUUGCACACCUUGCUGCCACCCGAAGAAAAUUCGCCACCAAAUAACGGACACGAACACUUUACCACGCCUAACAGUGGUAGUAAUAUUGAAGAAGAGAUGAUCGAGGUCGAACCAUGGUACCCGCUUUUCCACUCUCUUCCACACAUCUCGCCCACUUCCAGUCUGAGCACUUCUGCUAUUGUCUUGAGAGAUGGCGAUGACAACGCCAGCCAUGAUUUCGCGCUCGAUGGUCCGCGGACAACAACUUUAUUGAUCUUGGAGCAAGACAUAAAUGCUACAAUCGACGAAGUGUGCUCGAGUUAUCGCGGCAUCAGAAUCAUUACGCCAGACCUGAGGGACGAAAGGGAAGCGAAUCCGUAUCCUAAGCCUCUCUGUCCUAGCUCGAGGCCCCCCCUACCUAAUGGUGACCAAAGGAGGCGUAGUACCGAUUCGCCUUCGACCAAACGCUGGAGUUAUAUACCAACAGGCGCGCCGGAGAGAUUUAAUACAUUUCCACGACAGCGGCGGAAUGCGGUUUCUGGUCCAUCCGAAAGUGUGGAGUUGUAUGAUGAGGAUGGGUUUCUGAAUGAGAGUUUGUUGCAGAGAAGGUUCUCAACACAUGACAGCCCACUGGCUGAUGAGGUCGCGCGGAGGUAUUCACCGGGACCGGACGAGUCGUAUGAACAGUCAUCUGCAGUGUUGGAAAAUGCAGAUAAGCUUCGGGACGAAUCUGAAGGACUUGAUGACGAGGCGGGAAGAUAUUCGUUGGACCCGGAAGCGUUCUACAGGCCAUCCGCCACACAUUUGACGACUACAAAUCCACUCAGAAAUGGGAUUCAGGAGGGGGGUGCUUCUGCGGAUUACCCUGCCCCACGAUAUAUGACUGAAGGGCUGAUGCGCAAAGAACUGAAUAGAAGACGACGCGGAGAAGCUCUUCGAAAUGCUGCUCUUCGUGCAGAGAAAAUAAUGUUGGAACGCAAGGUCUCGUCGUUUAGCUGGAAUUCAGGGGUUGUUGAGCAGGAUGUUCCCUAUAGCAGGGACAUUGCGGAUGCUGAAAAGAAGAGAGCUAUUGCAGAGGCCAAAGAGAAGAGCGCCAUCGCAGAAGCUAAAGAGGAGUGCCGAGACAAGAAACAGAGGCAAGAAACGAGGCUCAGUGUCCGUGGUAAUUACUUCGAACUCCAAGCGUCCAGGAUACAUAACCGGAUCCAUAGCCGUGUCGUUCGAGAAACGAUCGCUCGAAACAGCUUGCACGAUGUCGGUGACGAUCUCAAUGUCCAUGAAGCACCCCUGCUCCGACGCACUGUGUCUUUGACCGUUGAGCCAAUUGUACACUCGAAUGGCAUUGACAACGAGUAUUCAGUCGAGGUUGCGAGGCGACGCAUCGCAGAUGCCUCCAACGUACGUCGAGACCCGAUCGAGCGGCAAGAGAGCAUAAUCGAGAUAACCAAUAGUCUUCCGGAAGCUCAGGCAACGGUGUCGGAGCGUCAAGGAGCGAUCCCUCAAAAUAGCUGGGAGCACGUCCAGUACUCGGCGCAGAUGAAUAACGAUGCCGUGAACGAGCUCAGAAUCCACAAAACGUUCACACAAAGGUACGCUGUCUCUACAGACUUCGAGCCUAUUGCAGAUCCCCUAGGUCCGACUAUUGGCGGCGGGCAGAAGCGCAUUGUGGGAACAAAAGAACUUGCGCGAGCACCACGGAUAGAAGUCGAUCCUUCUGGGAUGCUUCAGCCUGUAUCGGCAAACUACUGCAGCAGAUGCAAUUGUACACACCCCAGACGGCCAGCCAAUGCGCAAGAUAGUGUCAUCAUGGAGCCCUGCAGUUCCAAGGACGAAAAGAUCGCUGAGGGUAAGUGCAACUUGAUGCGCGUCCACCGGGUAGCCAAGGCGCAAAGUAGUGCCAUCAAGAAGCUUGAUGUUGUCGUGGACGAGAAGAUUGCCGUGGGAGUUAACGCUGAAAAAGACAACGAAGACGCGGAAGGUGGUGAAAAGGAGUUGCGCUGGUACUGGCCAUUUGGACGUAGGAUCCGUAAACCGGCGUUACGAAAUGUAUCAACAGACGGAAAGAAGGACGUUAAGAAAGGAGAGCUAUGGAAUUGGAAGCCUAAGGCAGAAAGGAGGAAGUUGUCCAAAUGCCCACCUAACGCGCCACCGGCAAUGUGA